GCUGGUCUACACAUUUUUUCCGACAAUCGGUUGUUCAAACAAAUUUAUUUUAUCUGUUGUGUCGUUUGUCUUAUACGAUGAUCGGUUGUUUGAGUCAAGAAUAAACGUAGUCUGAGACGGUAGUGCACGACUUUCAGAUCUUGAAGAAACACACUGACACUCCACAUUCCCGCCGCCGCCGCCGUCGCAACACAACCAGAGAGGAAUGACGGCAUACGGUGCAGUGAAAUCUCUGAGGAAUACAAUUGAUUAUAUUCUCCAUUCUUCUCAUUUUAGGCUUGUUCCCCACUCUCGAGAUAUCAUAAAAUUGGCCUACAAGGAGUUGCAGCCCUUGCAAGAAAUGCUGGAACGAUUGGACAGCACAAGGACGAGCAAGAGCAGAAAGGAGGUGAAUGCUUUGGAUGGAAGAAUCAAAGAGAUACUAUUGGAAUUCGAAGACUUAUUGGAAUCCCUUGUCUACCAACAGAUUCAUUCACAAAUUCGUGCAGACCAAUUAUAUGAAGAAAUGAAAGACAGAGUAUGCAAAUUCGAAGCGCUGGACUAUUUCAAUCCUAAAAGACUGCUGCACUAUGCCAAACACAAAGGAAGAAAAUCCUACAUGCCAAGAUUCUCCAUUGAUCUGCAAUUCCUACAACACGAUGUUCCAUCCUUCAUCCAGAGGCUCAAGGAUAUGAAGGAGGAAUACGUUUAUGAAGUAGACAAUAUGCCUGAAGACGACGACGAAUUCUCAAUAACUAGGACCAAGUCCAAGAUGAUUGGAUUAUCGGAUCAAAUCCAACAAAUCAAAGUGGAUAUUAUGUACAUUCAUCAUGGCAGGAACAAUUACAUCACACUCGUUGGAACUGCAGGCGUUGGGAAGACGGCUCUUGCUGAGGCAGUUUUUGAAGAUCCAGAGAUCACGAGCCAUUUUGAUCAUCGCGCAUGGGUCACGGUAGGCAGAAAAUCUCAAUUGGAUCAAGUCUUACAAGGCAUACUAGCUCAAAUGUUUGGAAUCACACAAGUAGAUGACGAAUUAGGUCCAUACUUGAAAAAAAGAUUGCAGGGCAAGAGAUGCCUCAUUGUGCUCGAUGAUGUAUGGGAGAGACAGAUUUUGGAUUCCUUGUUAAUUUUCUUACCUAAUAUACUUGAUGGAUCAAUUCAUCUCUUGGUUACUACUAGAGAUCGAAACAUAACUUUCUCAAAGAAUCGUUCUGUAAUAUUGGUGCGGUUUCUGAAUGAGGAAGAAAGUAAGGAGCUACUAUGCGAGAAGGUGUUUGGUGAAAAGAUUUGUCCUUUUCAAUUAGACAAAGCCGUUACUAAAAUCGCCAAGAACUGUGAAGGUCUUCCUCUUAUGAUAGUCACAGUGGCUGACAUCCUAUCGAAAGAGCAAAAUGCAGACCCCAUAUAUUGGGACGAUGUAGCAUAUAUGCGAAAUUCAGUCUUCAAUGAUGCAUAUAAUGAGAUAUCAAAGGUACUUUUCCCAAGUUACGACUACUUACCUCAAUAUCUUAAAAUGGUUUUUCUGUAUAUGGGAGUCUUCCCUCCAGAUUAUGACAUUCCCAUAUCCAGGAUCAUGAAUAUGUUGGCUACUGAGGGCUGGUGUCACAACACAAAUCUGGAGAAUUCUGUCUGGGAAUAUUUGGAAGAGCUUUGUACUCGUAGGAAUCUUGCUUUAUACAAGGGAAGGAGUGUUUAUAAAUUUAGGUUGGAGUACUGUUAUCGCAACUUUAAAACUUGCUUCCUUCAUUCUUCGUGGCGGUAUGUGUGUAGACGAGAGGCUCGGAGGAACAAGUUUUAUCAUGUUUUGAAUAAGCUUGUUGAAGGCUUAGAAGAUGGUGUAAAAGGUCAGCGUUGCUUGUGUCUUGAAAAUAACCUCUUAUUUGGCAUCAAAGAAUUUUGCAACUCCUUGAGACUGAAUUGUGCAUCCUCUACACGUUCUCUCCUUUUUCUUGGUCCAUACCACCAAUACCCCAUCCCAGUAGGUGACAAUUUCAAGUUGCUUGCGAAACUAGAUGCUCUUAAACUUCGUUUGUACACUUUCCCAAAAGAAAUUCUUACACUAGUUCUACUAAAGUACCUUGCUCUAACUUGUAAUGGUGAACUCCCUACAACUAUAUCCAAACUUUUCAACCUUCGAGUUUUGAUUAUUCAUCCGCAUAACAUUAUUAGAAUUCGUAGAGCUCCAUCAUAUAUACCAAUAGAAAUAUGGGAUAUGCAAGAGUUAGAGCAUAUUGAGAUAUUGGGAAAGAGCCUUGUUGCUCCAUGUUAUUAUGCUUCUUGGCAAAAGCUCUCAACUCUUGUAGGUGUGAAUGCCGGCAUCUCUACUAUCUUGGAACUCUCUCAAAAUUUUCCUUGUAUAAGGAAAUUAGGAGUUCAAAUUGAGUUGACGCCUUAUGAUGACCAUAAUGACCUUUUAAGUUGCUUUGGCUGUAUUUCGACACUUGGAAGUUUGAAGACACUGAAAUAUAGUAUCAUAAAUCCAGUGUUUAAAUACGAUCAUGCGUUUCCUAGUUCAUUGAUGAUGUUGCCACGUGGAUUGGAAAAGUUACAUCUGAGUGGCAUGGGUCUUUCUUGGGAAUACAUGGAUGUAAUUGGCUUUUUGCCAUUUCUUGAAGUGCUCAAAUUGCGAGGCUACGCCUUUCGGGGUUCAAAGUGGGAAGCGCAAGAGGAAAGUUUUUUGAAACUUAGGUUUCUUCUAAUCGAAGACAGUGAUUUGGUGCAAUGGAAACCAAGAUCUGGAAGCUUCCCUAAACUUACCUGCCUAAGCAUGAAACAUUGCUACAAAAUAGAAGAGAUUAACUGGCCAUCUGAAAUUUGGCACGGAGCAAUUGAAUUGGUGAACUGCAAUCCUGUAGCUUUGACUUGUGCCAGGCAAUUACAAUUGAGAUCACAUACUCGCAUUGAUGUUACUGCCUCCUUUUCUUUUGACAACGAGAAACCCACUACUGUCAAGUUUCCAUGGCAUGAGCUUUGAUAACAGAGCCGGAAAAGAAAGCUGUUUCGUGAGGCAUCACCAGAACCUUUAGUCGGCGCGGCUCCUUCCCCUGCACGAACUAGAGAGACAGUUGAGGGGCUGAGAGCGGGUGGCGUUCCAAGAAUAGAGAUUUGGUUGGGGGAUUUGGUCGAACACCUUGUGAGCGUAGUCGAUGCUGGAGAAUUGGGAGUGCGAAGGAUUGUCAUAAUUAAAACUAAAUUACAGAUUACAUAAUAUUAAUGUCAAAAUAAAAUUAAGUGGCAUUUUCUUA
This is a messenger RNA of Salvia miltiorrhiza (redroot sage), 3224 nucleotides long. RefSeq names its product putative late blight resistance protein homolog R1B-12. NCBI's taxonomy places the organism in Eukaryota, Viridiplantae, Streptophyta, Magnoliopsida, Lamiales, Lamiaceae. Gene Ontology annotation, biological process: defense response to other organism. The coding region runs from base 206 to 2953 and encodes 915 amino acids. Gene Ontology annotation, molecular function: ADP binding. The transcript has 3 exons. The record is from RefSeq and is a predicted model, not a curated record.